GAUCUCAUUUAUUUUAAAAUUUGUGAACGACACAACCACUUUCUAUCGAACACUUGCCAGCACUAGCAGGGCUGCCAGAUGGUUGCAACGGGCUGUGUACACAAAUUGGUCGCCUCGCUGAUAAAAACACAAAUUUUGUAAAUAAUUGCUUAAGAUCAAGAGGGUGACCAGCGAAUACAGUUUUAAUAGCAAGCUAUGUGAUUGACAAACGCUGGGGAACAAUAAACACCCGCAAGAUGGCCGACGCCUACUGCCUGACAAACUUUAUUGAUUUUUCGCUGUCGCUGUCGCUGCCGCUGAAACACCACAAUCGCAUCAAGUACACAUGCUUCGACAUCUCCGACAGCUAUAUCAUUUUCGGCGCCUCGUCCGGAUCGCUGUACCUGUUCAAUCGGAACGGCAAGUUCCUGCUCUUGAUACCGAACAAACAUGGAGCGAUCACGAGUCUCAGUAUUUCGGCGAAUAGCAAAUAUGUGGCCUUUGCCACCCAAAGAUCCCUGAUCUGUGUGUACGCGGUUAACUUGUCCGCCCAGGCCACUCCGCAGGUGAUAUUCACUCACCUGGACCAGUCGGUGCAGGUGACCUGUAUCCACUGGACGCAGGACGAGAAGCAGUUCUACUAUGGCGACUCCCGCGGCCAAGUCAGCCUCGUGCUGCUCUCCUCCUUUAUUGGCCACAGCCUGCUGCUCAACAUGACCGUGCAUCCGCUGCUUUACUUGGACUCACCCAUCGUCCAGAUCGAUGACUUUGAGUCUCUGCUUUUGGUGUCCAACUGCACAAAGUGCAUUCUUUGCAACACGGAGUACGAGGAGUACAAGCAGAUCGGAAACCGACCAAGGGAUGGUGCCUUUGGAGCCUGCUUCUUCGUCUCCCCGCAGGAGUCCCUGCAGCCUUCUCGGAUUUACUGCGCUCGACCUGGCAGUCGUGUUUGGGAGGUGGACUUCGAGGGCGAGGUGAUACAAACGCACCAAUUCAAGGCCGCUCUGGCUACUGCACCUGCGAGGAUUCAGCGCCCUGGCAGCGGAACCGACGAACUGGACGCCAAUACCGAGCUGCUUGACUACCAGCCGCAGAAUUUGCAGUUCGCCAAGGUGCAAAGGCUAAACGAGGACUUUCUGUUGGCCUUCACCGAGCUGGGACUGUAUGUGUUUGAUGUGCGACGAUCGGCGGUGGUUUUGUGGUGUAAUCAGUUUGAGAGGAUCGCCGACUGCCGCUCCUCGGGAUCGGAGAUUUUCGUGUUUACCCAGUCGGGUGCACUUUACAGCGUUCAACUGCAAACGCUGCAGUCCCACGCAGUCUCCCUCGUCCAGCAGUCCAAGUUGCUGCCCUGUGCGAACCUCCUUCGACAGCAUGUGCGAUAUUUUGCGGACAAGGCCCGCGAGGAUUACGAGCUGAAGCAGUUGAAUCCGCUGAAGCAGCUGCUGAUCGAACGGCAGGAGUACGAGCUGCUGAAUGAUAUAUCCGUGAUUUUCGAUGCCAUCACCCAGUGCACGGGCAGUGCUUUGGAUACGCACAGUUCUGGAGGCAGUUCGGCCACCACUGAACGCAGUUUGAGCGGCGGCAGUUCAGCCAAAGCGACACCAAAGGGAGUUUACGUUCUGGAGAACGCCUUUUGCGACAACCUUAAACAGCCUGUGAAGUCGGGACACUUCAAGGACGCCCUGCUGACGGUAACUGGUAAAUUCGGCAAGAACAUCAUUAAGUACAAGUUCAAUAUUUUCGCCGAGGAGCAGCAGCAGUUGGUUAGAGAACUGAUCCCGGCCAGCGAGCGCUCGCUGCCGUUCAAGGAUAUUAAGGCGCGCUACGAAUCGGGAUCCGAGGAUCAGGAGGAGGAGAUCGUAACACGCUGCAAGAGGCCGGCUCCCCAGGCGAUCCACAUCAGUCCCGAGGAGAAGACCCUCUACAACCUCUACCUGAUAGCCAAGAGCGCCAAGUUCAGCCGAACGCAGUGCGUCGAUCGCUAUCGAGCGGUCUUCGAUGAGUAUGCAGCUGGGGAGCUGGUGAAUCUGCUCGAGAAACUGGCGAAGGUGAUGGUGGAGCACGGCGAUACGCCGGAUCAAGCGCAACGCAACUGCUACGAGAUGUACUUUGACUACUUGGAUCCGGAACUCAUCUGGGAGGUGGACGAUGCCACGCGGGACCACAUCGCCGCGGGAUUCGUGCUGCUUAAUACGUCAGAGAAUGCGGAGGUUGUCAAGUGUGAGCACUGCUCCUUUCCACUUCGCUUCGACACCUCCUGCCAGUAUCACGAGCUUGGAGCGGUGCUGCUGCGGUAUUUCUGGUCCCGCGGCGAGCAGCUCAAGUGCUUCGAUGUGGUGCAGUCCGUCCCGGCUCUCCUAGAUGUCCUGGCCAAGUUCUACCUGGCCGAACAGAACCUCACCAAGGUGGUGGCCAUUGUGCUGAACUACGGACUGCCUGAACUUCUGGCGGACGUGGGCAAGCAGCUGAACGUCGCCGCUUGGGGUCGCUGCUUCGAGCAGUUCGUGGAGCUGCAGCGCGGGCAACUGGUGUGCGCCAACUGCGAGUGCGUCUCGGGCGUGGAGCAGGAGCAGUUGAGCCGGCACUUCUUUUACAACUGGAACUGCUUCCUCAACAUAGCACUGGAUCACAUGACCGCCGGCGAUACGCUGGCGUUGAUCUUCAAGUGGAGCUCGUACAUUCCAAACGACGCCAUCGACCGGGAGUUCUACUCCCGCUGCCUGCUCAAGGGCUAAUCGAUGGGGCAUUAUUACACAGAUAUAUACGAUACUAUAUAGCCAUAUUUAUUGUUCCCCUAUGUAAUCUCAAGCUAAGGCCAAUACCAAAAGCAUUUAUUCUAUAUAAACAUGUACACCCACGAUAUGUAUAUUCUAAACACGAGAGUACAUGAAUAUAUUUGAGAGUUCGAAA
Drosophila ficusphila is the source of this 2889-nucleotide messenger RNA. It is a transcript of the gene pink, whose product is annotated as Hermansky-Pudlak syndrome 5 protein homolog. Gene Ontology annotation, molecular function: protein binding. Gene Ontology annotation, cellular component: cytoplasm. Bases 237 to 2714 code for a protein of 825 amino acids. Gene Ontology annotation, biological process: developmental pigmentation. Lineage: Eukaryota; Metazoa; Arthropoda; Insecta; Diptera; Drosophilidae. The record is from RefSeq and is a predicted model, not a curated record. The transcript is spliced from 3 exons.